Messenger RNA from Mirounga angustirostris (Northern elephant seal), 7071 nucleotides. RefSeq names its product U6 snRNA-associated Sm-like protein LSm5. Gene Ontology annotation, biological process: mRNA splicing, via spliceosome. Bases 4869 to 5057 code for a protein of 62 amino acids. Gene Ontology annotation, molecular function: RNA binding. Gene Ontology annotation, cellular component: U6 snRNP; Lsm1-7-Pat1 complex; U4/U6 x U5 tri-snRNP complex. The record is from RefSeq and is a predicted model, not a curated record. Lineage: Eukaryota; Metazoa; Chordata; Mammalia; Carnivora; Phocidae. The transcript has 2 exons.
CUUUUUCUUUUUGAAGAUUUUAUUUAUUUAUUUGAGAGAGAGCAAGUGAGCAUGAGCAGGGGGAGGGGCAGAGGGAGAGGGAGAGAAAGUCUCAAGCCAAUUCCCUGCUGAGUGUGGAGCCUGACACGGGGCUCAGUCUCAUAACCCUGAGAUCAUGACCUGAGCCAAAACCGAGAGUUGGACUCUCAACCCACUGAACCACCUAGGAGCCCCUAUAUGUUUGGUUUCUCUAAAACAGAACCAUUGCUCUUCCAACAACUAACCUUCCCAUUUUUCCUCUCUUGUUUUCUCAUUUUGUUUCUAAACUGACUGUACUUAAAUGUCAGGUCUUCACAGCCUCUCCCCCGCCCCUUCAACUCCCAUAUAGACUUAUGGAAAGUCACUUUGUAAUAAAGCAGCAAGCCUAUUUCAGAUACAAAUUGCUUUGCUGUAUGUUCCAGGAACAAGAGAAAAAAGUCUAGAGGUCUCUGAAAUGCUUUGCCACUAAAUCCUUUAGACUCUGGUUACAAAACCCACAGUAUUCUCUCACUGAGUUAUUAAGUUUGGUUUGGGAUUAAUGUAGGAGUACCCCUCUCUCUCAUUCUUGUGGCAGUCUACAUCAGUUUCCUAAAUAACUGUUGUUUGGAACUUAAAACUGGACAGAGCCUUAUUCAGGUAAGUAGGUGGGCUUUGUUUUAUAGUCUCUUCUCUUUGUCCUUGUUUUACAAAGCCCAGGUACUGUGUGAGCCUGUCUCACAUGUGAUCUUUAGGACCUGGAAACUAACUAGCUCGGCAAAGUUAGAAGGUUCCCAGGUGAGAACCAGAAGGCAUCCAAGAUGGGUGGUGUCCCUUCCUACAGGAUUUGUCUGCUGUUUAUGUAAGGAUUGGAUUUUUAGGAUCUGUAUUAUAUAUUGCAGGAUCAGAAAACCAUAAAGGUGGAGGACACCUCAGAGGUCAUGAAUCCAGCCCCACACUGUUUGUGGUCUGUGGUCCCAGCUACUAAGCCCACCUUUGGUGGAAAGCAUGAACCUCCCUAAAUGGCAUGUUCUGUUUCCUUGAUUGUUCAUGAAUUCUCUGUCCCAGAAUGAAAGCAACCUCAUUCUGUGCACUGAUUCUACCCAAGGGUACAUAUCCAAAUAAAUCUCUAUUCCCUCUUACAUAGGAAAACCAUUGUGAUAUCUUCCCUAAUAGUUGUCUUUUUAAAGCUCAGAAUCCCAGAAUCCCUCUACUGUUUGUGGAAGGUAAUGGGUGGCAGACAGCUGUCCAAACAGAUUUGAAGUUUCUCUGUUUCUUUUAAGAUGUGGUACUUGGAACUGGAUAUAUUACUCCAAAUUAACAGGCCAGUGUAUGGGUUUAGGGGAGGGAUGAAAAGACUGCUCCGAUCAAAAGAUCUAUCAUUUGUGUGGACCAGGAAUGUAUUGGAAUUUCUGAUAGCUGGGUGACAUUGUCCAGUCACAUCAGCUCUCUGGUUCAUUAUAUCUUUGGGUUCUUUUUGAACUAAAUUGCUUUUGUGUCAAGUAGUCCCAUCUUAGCCAUGUGGAAAUAAUUUUUAACUUUAACCUAAUUUUUAAAACCUCAUAAUAAACAGCACCAUUAAUGACAUAUAACUUUCAUCAGAGUUAUUGGUGGUUAAGAACCUAGCUCUGGAAUCAGAGACCCUAUAGGUUCAAAUCCUAUCUCCGUUGCUUAUUGACCUUGAGAUGGUUCAUUGUGAUUGUGCCUGUAAGAUACUUCCCGUGGCUCUUGGCACGUGGUCAAUGAUCAACAAAUGGGAGCUGUUUUUACCCUCUUUGCCAGACUCCUGCUGAGCUCAACAGGCAUUAUCCUAUUUAACCCAACUACAACUUGAAUAAUACUCUUACUCCUUUUUUCAGAUGGAGGAACUGAAACUCAAAAGAAUUAUGUAAGGGGCGCCUGGGUGGCUCAAUGGGUUAAGCGUCUGCCUUCUGCUGAGGUCAUGAUCCCAGAGUCCUGGGAUCAAGCCCCCCGUCCGGCUCCUUGCUCAAUGAGGAGCCUGCUUCUCCCUCUCCUCCCUGCUUGUGCUCUCUCUCUCUCAAAUAAAUUAAAAAAAAAAAAAAAAAAAACCUUUAAAAAAUAACAAAAUAGUUAUGUAACUUGUUCAAGGUUAUAUGGCUGCUGAGUGGUGUGUUAGAAAUUUUAGCAUAGGGCGCCUGGGUGGCUCAGUUGUUAAGUGUCUGCCUUCAGCUCAGGUCAUGGUCCCAGGGUCCUGGGAUCGAGUCCCACAUCGGGCUCCCCGCUCAGCGGGAAGCCUGCUUCUUCUCCCACUCCCCCUGCUUGUGUUUCCUCUCUCACUGUGUCUCUCUCUGUCAAAUAAAAUCUUUAAAAAAAAACAAAAAAAAAACGGAAUUUCAGUAUAGGUCUAUCCAAUGCCAAAUGAUUGGCACACCUACUUAGCUUUAUUAUGUGGUAUGUUAUUUGUAUUAGUAUUUUCUGACCCAUUCUUUUAACCCUUGUCUGUCUUUUUUUUUUUAAUUUUUUAUUGUUAUGUUAAUCACCAUACAUUACAUCAUUAGUUUUAGAUCUUGUCUGUCUUUUUAAAAACCUAUUUAUUAAAUAUUUAACUUCUACAAGGAAUAUUUGUAACAUAUGUGUGAAUUCAAAGAUUAACAACACGUAUGCAUUACCCAACCUGAAAUAUAAAAUGCCAUCAACAUCUGUAAAUAUUUUCUCCUUGUCCUCGCCCUGUAACCCCUACCAAGCAGUAACCAUUAUUCUGAAUUUUGGGAUUAUCACUUGUUAACUUUGUCUUAUUGGUUUUCCACAUAUAAAUAUAUUCCUAAACAACAUAUUUUCAUAUAACUGUCUGGUUGAAUAAGUAUAACAUAUGAGAUGUGGCCGUGAAACAACUUUAUUUUUUUGUUCCCUGUUGUCCCUUUAAGUUAGCUCUGUGAUUAGUUCUUGCCACGCCCUCCAUGGAGACUCAAGCAGUACCCAUGACUUUUCUGGUCAUUUUUGGGUCAUAAGAAUCUCAUUUCAAGUUGGAAAAAAAAGCCAAACACAGUACUCUACUCAUUCCUUCAAUUGAAAUGCUCAACUUCAUGUAAUAAUCGAACUUUAAUCUUGCUUUAAAAUUGAGGCUCCUGACGUUGGCAGGGCAUGUCUCACCUCCUUGUCCCCUGCCCCCAGCCCCCCAGGAGUAUUGUAGGCCAUCCCAAGCCCUUGUUCUGUCACGUGGAUUUUAAAGUCAGCUGGUCAACCGUUAUGCACAUAUAGAGCCUGGAUUUUGAUUGGAGGUAUUUUUGAAUCUUGAUGUUGUUAUGGUCGUGGUUCUCCCUUUACCUUAGUCAGGUUAGCAUAAUUGUUAACCUAAGAGGUGGUUUCUGGGCACUUCUCUAGGUGGGCAAGGACCCUCUGUGCUGUGUUCAAAGCUCUCAAGUAGUAGAAGGUGUGCGUCACUGGCCUGACCGUCCCAUUCCCAUCAGCGGCUCUUUAUUUAUGUUUUGAAUUAAUAUACUUUAUUUUUUAGAUCUUUAAGUUUACAGAAAUAUUGAUUGGGAAGUACAGCGUUUCCAAAUACCCCUAUCCCCUGCACACAGUUUCCCAUUAUUAACAUUUUACAUCAGUGUGGCACAAUGAGCCAAGGUUAUUAAAUCUGUUAUUACUAACUAAAGUCCAUAGUUUAUGUUAGGGUUCACCUUGGUGUUGUGCAGUCUGUGGGUUUUGACUAAUGUAUAAUGAUGCGUAUCCACCAUUAUAAUAUCAUACAGAGUAGUUUCACUGCCGGAAACAUUCUCUGUGCUCCUCCUAUUCAUGCGUCCUUCCCCCUUAACCCCCGGCACCCACUGAUCUUUUUACUGUCUCCAUAGUUCUGCUUUUUUCCAGAGUGUCAUAUAAUUGUAAUCAUACAGAAUGUGGCCUCUUCAGAUUGGCUGCUUUUAAGGUUUCUCUGUUUUUCAUGGCUGAAUAGCUCACUCCUUUUUAUGGCAGUAAAAACCACUGACUGCAGUGAUAUCCCAUUGUCCGUGUGGUACAGUUAUUUAUCCCCUCGCCUCUUGAAGGACGUCGUGGUUGUUUCCCAGUUUGGGCAAUCAUGAAUAAAGCUCCUCAGGUCCUCAUUUGUAAAAUGAGACCUUGAACAAAAGUCUCGAUCAUUUCCAACAGUCAAAAAUCCCAUCUGUGAAGAAACCUGACUACCAGGAACAGGAAAAUUAAUUUGGGCGGCAUUUUAAAGUCGGACCUAAGCGGUCCCCUGAGGGGAGGACGCGCACGAGGAGGAAAGAGAAGGGUGGCCGUGAGGUGAGAAAGCAGCUUUGAAUGAGAAAGACUGGAUAGAGCCGCGAGCCUAUGUAUUACUUUAAUUAAUUAAUUAAAAAGUGUAAAACAGAACCAAGAGCAGCAAAAAGCGUAGCUGGAGGUGGAGGAGCCGCGCCAGGCUGAGAGAAUGGAGGAAUUUUCCGGAGGGGCUGGUGGUGGGAGCCAGGGCCCCUGCUGCUCAGUUUAUGGGACUCGUUUGACAGGGAAUAACCAGUUUGCCUGUGGAGCUAUUAAGGAAGGACAGACAGCCGCAAACAUGCACGAAUGUAUCUGCUCAGCUGGCCGGACGGCAUCAUCUACUCGAAACGGUAGAACAGCAGCGAUCACGUUUAUGGGGCCGCACUCACUACACAGAGCCUGUCAUGGCGCCUGGAGCCCGGUUGGUAGCUGCCACCCGCCUGUUCCUCACGCUGAGGUAACUCGCACUCUGUUCUGAAUCUGACCCAAGGGGUUGGGCGUGGAGAACUCGCCAGGCCCGGGGGCGCGGCUUCUCCGUGGGAAACGUCUCCACCCACUUCCGGCGUAGCGCUGGCGGCUGCGCUGCCGCUGACCUGUCCGCGCUGCUGCCUCUGGAGCUUGUGCGCAGGUGUGUAGGACCAAGACUUCGCAUCGUGAUGAAGGGGGAUCAAGAAAUUGUUGGAACACUUCUGGGAUUUGAUGACUUUGUCAGUGUGGUACUGGAGGAUGUCACUGAAUUUGAAAUCACGCCAGAAAGAAGGAGGAUCCCUGAAUUAGAUCAAAUUUUGCUCAGUGGAAAUAAUGUAACAGUGCUGGUUCCUGGAGGAGAAGGUCCUGAAGUAUGAAUGGAUUUCCUUGACUUCCUCUGUUUUGUCUUAUAAUGACAACAAGAUAGAAAUUUUUUUUUUUAACCUUUUAAUGUUUGGAUUCCGUAAAGCUAAGUUUCCCAUUAAAGGGAAAUGUUUUGAAGAUGCAUUUUUAGUAAAUGCCCAUUUUUGUAAGUUAAUCAUUAUUAUCUUGGAAAAAGAAGAACACUUUGUUCUUUGAAGACUAAAAUUAAAGUGUUUUUGGUUAAAAAAAAAAAAGAGAGAGAAACCUCUCUACCUUUUGGAUUGCAGCCGGGGUAUAUCCCAGAAGAUAAUUUUUUUUAGAGAGCUCCUGAUUGUUCUGUUGUGGGAAGCCUUCUCUCUGGGGCUCUAAUGGAACCAGGUUUCCUCUCCUGUGUAAUUGAGGGCUGAGCCCUGGAGAAAAGCUCAAGUCCAAACGGGCAAAUACUAAGAAGUCAAGAUGUUUGUUUUAAAGUCCCUUAAAAAGAGUGACAGAAAAACCAUCAAGAAGGAAGACCUUUUCUGAGGUUGUGGGUGAGGAGGAUGGAAAAAUGGGGAGGCAUGUUACCGACUUCUCUCAGCCGCGAAACAGAAGAGGAGAGGGUGAGGAACUCAGAUGAACAAUAAUAGCGGGAAGAUGCUCCCACCAGAGGCUGGAGGGAGAGGGGAGGAUGCCCCUGCAGUGGUGCACACAGAGAGAGAGACCCUGGAGUCUGCCGUCUCCCACACGCAUCAUCUCCCACCAGUGCUUCCCACUGACCAACUUGGCCAGAAGCCCUUUGUCAGAGGAACCUCGGAAUGUGCUUCUCUGCAAUACAGAGAGACAAAAAUGGCUGGAGGAAGUCUCUGAGAACAAACAAGGAAAUAACCCAAAGCAUAGCGGUAUGAGAAAGCCUCUCUCUGAAUAAUUCUGCAUGGCCAGAGUGAGAGGUAUCGUAUGCUCGGCUGAGAUCUGACAUCUCGAGGUUCCGAGGCGGCAGCCAGUGACACUAGAUGAAGUGGCACGACUCCACUGGCAAUUUCUGGGAAGGAACUGGCUGGCUUGGGGGUGACAGGAUUUUUCAGGAGGUUAAUGCAGGUGUCCAGGUGGAAGGCACUAAAGACUGGAAAUAAGGCUGUGGCAGCCACACUGAGCACGGAUUGUCGAGAUCUGAAGGAGAAUCUCUUCGGCUUGGUGACCAGUGAGAUCUGGAAGGAAAGGAAGAGGUCUAGGAUGACCAGCAGGUUUGGGCCAGUAUGUGGCAGUGUUGGGGCCCAAAGCUGGUGCCUCUGAUUCCCAGCCUCACUGUGCUUUCACCUUUGGUGGCUUGACAAUGAGCAUGUCUCUCAGACCCACUGGGUUCCAGUGCCCUAAUCUUUGCAAACGGGUUCGAUGUUCCUGAAGGCGGUAUUCUACAGCACUGUGAUUCAAAGAUUUAUACUUUCAGAUUUCAAUAUAUUUUGCAAUAUGUUCCAAUAUGUUUUUCUCCAAUGUCACAUUUUCUGUAAUUUACAUGAACAGAUUACAAAAACCCCCUUGUGUGUACAUUUAACCUGAUAUAUAUUUCUGAAUUUCAAAUUCAAGUAUUAUAAAUUCUUAUUUAAAAAUUACUGGUCAUAGUUGUUUUCAAAGAAUUCUCAUUAUGAGUGAAAAAAAAUGUUCUAAAGUUCAUAUACUCCAGAAUCCAGCUUGUAGACAAUGGAUUUCACAAUAUUCCCAUCUAAAAUUGUUCCUUGUAGUUCUGUUCAUAAAUCUCUCUGGCAGAGCUCCCACUAUUUACAAGACUUGCUACAAAACCACUGAUUGAAUCGCAACCCUUGUUAGUUAAUAGAGGUCAAAGUAUUAGUUCUAAAUAAUGCUACUUGGUAUGUUUCUCGGAAAUUCCAGGAAAAGCCUUUUUCCGUGAUUUUCAGUUUCAUUCCAAGCAGCACACAACAAUCACAUCGUUCAGCUGCAUGAACCAAAUAUUAAGUCACUGGACUUUUAAAAAAGCAUGUUGCCCCAAUCAGAAAUCAGAUAUGUGUGUAUUUUAUUAGAUCUGUAUCUUAAAAC